AUUGUUUUCUUGAAUAAAUCUCAAAUUCUCUAAAUAUUUAAAUGAAUAAAUUAUCUCUGGAUCAUAUGCUAGUCACGUAUUUAUCUUCAUGCGUUUAAUAUUCGUGCUAUGAAUUAUGAUUAGGGACAAUAUAUACAAAAACAACUUCAAAACGGUCCUUAAGAAGUACCCCUAAAUUCUACAAGAGUCUAGAAUGUAUAAAUAAAUUAUUCGAUAUCCUCUUUUUGAAUAACAUUUUGCGACAACAUCAUCAAACAUCGGGUUGAAAGUCGCGGAGAUGUGUUUAAGCAAACAGCCACAGAGAGCAAUGAACUUUUCAUCGGUUCUGUUCACUUGCUGCUACUUGCACCUGGUUGUGUUGGCGAUGGUCUCAUUGGGCGUUCAGGACUCCGAAGCCAGCAAAGGUGCGAAGGAUUUGAUGCGGGUGCUGUUUGAGGAAAGGGAGUACAACCCAGCCAUCAGGCCAGUGCUCAACAACAGCGAGCCAGUUAAUGUGGACGUGGACCUAGCCAUACAACAGAUCAUAAAUGUGGAUGUGAAGCAAGAGCAGAUAACUGUUCUUUACUGGCAGCGACUGCACUGGUUUGACAACUACCUAGUGUGGGAUCCAAAAGACUAUGAGGGCCUGGAUAAGAUAACCAUCAUGCCCAAACACAUCUGGCUGCCUGACAUAGUCGUAUACAACAAUGUUAUCCAAGUGAAAGUGGAGAAGGACGGUGUGAUCCCGGUGUCAAUCAAUGCCUCGGGCUACGUCAAGUGGGAUACACCCGUCAUAUACGUCACGACAUGCACCAUACACAUCAAGCACUUCCCUUAUGACGCUCAGGUGUGCACUUUGAAGUUCGGCUCAUGGAUCAACACGGCAAACGAAAUUACCAUACAAAAUAAUCGUGGACACCUCGACACAGCGUACUUCACGAUUAAUGGGGAAUGGAUGUUGGGGGAAACGCCAUCGGUGAACAACAGAGUCGUGUAUUCCGAUGCCGCCUACACAGAUGUGUUCAUAGAAAUGCACCUCGCUAGAAGACCUCUCUUCUACGAGAAAAAUCUAGUCACACCAACCGCAAUGAUCAGUCUUCUGGCAUCUUUGACAUUCAUGCUGCCGCCGGAAAGUGGGGAGAAGAUAGGUCUGGCCAUCACUGUGUUCCUGGCACUCUGUGUGAACCUGAUACUUGUCAGUGAAAUGAUGCCAGCCACCUCUCUCGAGACACCAAUCAUAGGUCAGUACUACCUGAUGGCCAUCAGUAUGGUCGCAGUGUCCCUGGUAAUGACAGUGGUGGUGCUCAACUUCCACAACCCACAUCCCAAUGCACUCCCCCCUCCAAGAUGGAUUUUGAAGUUGUUCAGCAAGUAUUUGGCGCCGCUCGUGUUCCUAAGCCGGGUAACGAAAGAAGACGGACUCCAGCAACCCAAAAAAGCCAAGGCUCAUCUCAAAAAUCGACGCCCCUCCCCCAGAACUCACAAAACCGGAGGAGCAGGAGGGGAAAACGUCGAUUACAUAACAGUUGACAAGGAAGACCACGGCCAUUUGUCCACUUUUCAAGACAAAAACGGGCAAAAUUCGCAGGUCGAAAUGAAGGUCAGUUGCUCAGAGCCUAGGGAAGGCCACGUCGACACGCACCCGGCACUCGGUGCUCUGGACGAUAAAAUUUCGGAGCUGAUCGAGCGACUCGUUGGAGAAGACGGCGACGCUCAAGCCGCCCAAGAAUGGCAGUAUGUGACCCGAAUCAUCGAUCGACUUCUAGCAGUGACUUUUUUCUCCGUUACAAUCUUUCUGACGGCUUACUUAAUCGGAAAAGCCAAAAAUGUUCCCAUUAAUGUUACUGAUGAAACCGGCAACCACUAACAAUUUUAGCUUAACUCGCACAUUUUUUAUGUUGUUUCGAUGAUUGCAAUGCUUGAUUGAUGUAAUAAGUGUUUUUUGAAUGAACAAAUGCUUGAGUCGUGUUUACCGGAGAAUUUUAAAAUAAACACAAACAAUUUACCAUAAAAGUGUGCAUGCGUUUUGUUUGUAAUUUUCUCAUCAAAUAUGUGUAUAUAUAUAACAAACAAUUUUAUCGAAUCUAACUUGACUUCAUCUGAAUUAGAUUUUUUGAAAUUGCAGUAAAGGCUUCGUUAAAUUAGCAUGAUGUUGCUCUUUUAAAAAUGUGCCAUGCAAAAUACAAAAAAUAUAUAUAUUUUAUUGUAUUUGUCUUCAUAAUUAAUACUCACUUUGGUUGAUAUCCGGUUAAAUGAUCUAUUUAGUUUAAGGGUUCCUGCUGUAGCAAAAGCCGGUAUGUUGCCAGGGUUGACAGCGGGUUUAUACUAGUUACUCGCUUUUACAAAAAUGUGUCGGCUCAAAAGUCAUGGCUCAGUUCUUUUACGACCCAAGUAUGUGACUAUACAUGCUUGACUGUUAAUCGUGACGUUAAUACUUUUUAUAACAAUCCUCAUCCUUGCUCCCAUAAAAUUCCUCACCGUGCAACCCUGCCUAUACCCUACACCUUGAAUUUAUCUAGCUCACCCAAUUAACUCAUUUAUAUUAAUUAUAAUUUACGUGCUGACUGUGAUAUGAUUCUUUCAUCCAAUUUAAUCGA
This is a messenger RNA of Symsagittifera roscoffensis, 2576 nucleotides long. Its product is annotated as neuronal acetylcholine receptor subunit beta-4-like. Gene Ontology annotation, molecular function: transmembrane signaling receptor activity; transmitter-gated monoatomic ion channel activity involved in regulation of postsynaptic membrane potential; excitatory extracellular ligand-gated monoatomic ion channel activity. NCBI's taxonomy places the organism in Eukaryota, Metazoa, Xenacoelomorpha, Acoela, Convolutidae. The transcript has 11 exons. Gene Ontology annotation, cellular component: plasma membrane; synapse; neuron projection. Gene Ontology annotation, biological process: nervous system process; chemical synaptic transmission; monoatomic ion transmembrane transport. The record is from RefSeq and is a predicted model, not a curated record. The coding region runs from base 278 to 1846 and encodes 522 amino acids.